Chroicocephalus ridibundus (black-headed gull) is the source of this 3554-nucleotide messenger RNA. It is a transcript of the gene PDPR, whose product is annotated as pyruvate dehydrogenase phosphatase regulatory subunit. The record is from RefSeq and is a predicted model, not a curated record. Lineage: Eukaryota; Metazoa; Chordata; Aves; Charadriiformes; Laridae. Bases 182 to 2821 code for a protein of 879 amino acids. Gene Ontology annotation, cellular component: cytoplasm; mitochondrial matrix; mitochondrion. Gene Ontology annotation, molecular function: oxidoreductase activity; protein binding. The transcript has 18 exons.
CUGGGGAUUGGCUGGCGGGCGGGUGACGCGCAGCGCAGGGGGCGUCUGUCGCGCGGCGGCUGGCCGGCCGUAAAGCGCGGAAGGUCAGUCAGGCCUCCCGCCUCCCCUCAGGAGUGGUGCUGAGGUAACAUCUGAACACAUCUAGGUGGUGCUUUAAGAAAGCUGACAAAUAGCUGUCGGGAUGUUUCUCCGAUUACUGUCAGAUGUCCGGUGGCGGGCGGCUAACCCAAAAUGGAGAAGAACAACCUGCUGCCGGCGAAGUACCUCAAGCACAGCAGAACCUCACCCCGUUUCCUUGCCAGCGCAGGCGCAGGUUGUCAUCUGCGGUGGCGGAAUCAUGGGCACCUCCGUGGCAUAUCACCUCUCCAAGAUGGGUUGGAAGGAUAUAGUCUUACUUGAGCAGGGCAGGUUGGCUGCUGGUACCACUCGCUUCUGUGCGGGCAUCGUGAGCACAGCCAGGCACGCGUCCAUAGAGCUGAAGAUGGCAGACUAUUCAAACAAGCUCUACCAGCAGCUGGAACAGGAGACGGGAGUAAACACAGGGUACACGAAGACAGGCUCUAUUUCACUGGCUCAGACUCAGGAUCGACUAAUCUCUCUGAAACGCAUUGCUUCAUCGCUGAAUGUAAUGGGGAUACCUUGUGAAAUUAUCACCCCAAAGCAAGUGGCACAGCUCCACCCACUGAUCAACAUCCAUGACCUUGUGGGGGCCAUGUAUGUGCCAGAAGAUGCACUCGUGUCAUCUGCCAAUGUGAGUCUGGCUCUGGCAACCGCUGCCUCGCGGAACGGCGUCCAGAUUCAUGAACGGACGAGUGUCAGUCAUGUCUCGAUCCAGAAGGGUCGUGUGACUGGAGUUGAGACCGACAGAGGACAGAUUCAAUGCCAAUACUUUGUCAACUGUGCUGGCCAGUGGGCCUAUGAGCUGGGCCACUCUGGGGAGGAACCAGUCAAUAUCCCACUCCAUGCCUGUGAACACUUCUACCUCCUGACACAUCCUUUGAAGGAACCUCUGGCAAGCAACUUACCAACUAUUGUAGACCCAGAUGGCAGGAUCUACAUACGCAACUGGCAAGGUGGCAUCCUCUCGGGAGGCUUUGAGAAAAACCCCAAACCUCUCUUCACGGAGGGACGGAACCAGCUGGAGAUUCAGAACCUUCAAGAAGACUGGGAUCAUUUUGAGCCGCUUCUCAGUGCCCUUCUGCGCAGGAUGCCGGAUUUGGAGGCUCUGCAGAUCAUGCAGUUGGUGAAUUGCCCGGAGUCCUUCACGCCAGAUAUGCGGUGCAUCAUGGGAGAGUCACCCACCGUGCGGGGCUACUUUGUUCUGGCUGGCAUGAACUCAGCUGGUAUCUCAUAUGGUGGGGGAGCAGGCAAGUACCUGGCAGAGUGGAUGGUAAAUGGGUAUCCCUCAGAAAAUGUCUGGCCUCUGGAUUUGAAACGUUUUGGUACCCUUCAGAGCAGUCGCACUUUCCUCCGUCACCGUGUGAUGGAAGUAAUGCCCCUCAUGUGUGAUCUGAAAGUUCCCCGCUGGGAUUUCCAGACCGGCAGACAGCUGCGAACUUCACCGCUGUACGAUCGUCUGGAUGCCCAGGGAGCGAGGUGGAUGGAGAAGCAUGGAUUUGAGAGAGUCAAGUAUUUUGUCCCACCUGGGAAAGAUCUGCUGGAUUUGGAUCAGAGCAAGACCUUUUACAAACCUGACUGGUUUGAUAUCGUGGGUUCCGAAGUCAAGUGCUGUAAGGAAGCAGUUUGUGUCAUCGACAUGUCGUCUUUUACCAAGUUUGAAAUAAGCUCCACAGGAGACCAGGCCCUGGAGAGUCUGCAGUAUCUCUUCUCAAAUGACCUGGAUGUGCCAGUUGGGCACGUUGUGCAUACGGGCAUGCUUAAUGAGAAAGGAGGUUAUGAGAAUGACUGCAGCAUAGCACGGCUGAGCAAACGCAGCUUCUUCAUGAUUUCCCCUACUGACCAACAAGUCCAUUGCUGGGCCUGGCUGAAGAACCGCUUGCCCGAUGACAGCAACCUGACCAUGGAAGACGUGACCUGGAAGUACACGGCUCUCAAUCUGAUCGGCCCUCGUGCUGUGGAUGUCUUGUCAGAGUUGUCUUACGCCCCGAUAACUCCAGAACACUUUCCCUCUCUCUUUUGCAAGGAGAUGAGUGUGGGCUACGCUAAUGGCAUCCGUGUGAUGAGCAUCACUCACACAGGGGAACCUGGAUUCAUGCUUUAUAUCCCCAUAGAGUACGCCCUUCACGUGUACAACGAGGUGAUGAACAUGGGACAGAAGUACGGGAUUCGGAACGCCGGUUAUUACGCGCUCCGCAGCCUGCGCAUCGAGAAGUUCUUUGCCUUCUGGGGGCAAGAUCUGGAUGCCUUUACCACUCCUAUGGAGUGUGGACGCGAGUUCCAGGUCAAGCUGGAAAAGGGAAUGCAGUUUGUUGGCCAGGAAGCGCUGUUGGAACAGAAGCAGAAUGGUGUGUACAAGCGCUUUACCAUGUUCAUUCUGGAGGACCAUGACACAGAUACGGACCUCUGGCCCUGGUGGGGGGAGCCCAUUUUCCGCAACGGCCGCUACGUGGGCAAGACCACCAGCAGUGCCUACAGCUACAGCCUGGAGCGUCACGUCUGCCUCGGCUUUGUGCACCACUUCGACGAGAAGACAGGGGAAGAGCUGGUGGUGACAACUGACUUCAUCAACCAGGGCGAGUACGAGAUCGGCAUUGCUGGGCAGCGCUUCCAGGCCAAAGCCAAGCUCUACCCCUUCAGCUCCCUCUUCACGCACCGUCGCCGCAAGGAUGAGGUGGAACUGAGUGGCUACCAGAGGGAGUAGCGCUGACUAGGCCUCACCCGCUCCUUUUCCCAAGCUGGAGUCUUCUCCCACCAUCUUCCAAUCCUUUCUUCUCACCCCGUAUAUUUCUUUCUUUCCUUUUCUUGUCUUGCAACUUUUAAACUUUUUCCAGUGUGUUACAUUUUGUAUAUUUUAAAACUUUAAUUUUCAAGCGUUCCCCCAUCCUGUCUGUCUCCCUCCUUCAACCCCUUUGCUUGCCAGGCUCCCCCGUGCCCCAGUGGAUGAAGCGCAGUGCUGAGCGUGCAUCCAGAAGUCGGUGGGAAGCCUGCGUAGGAGCGAACCCCACCAUGGCGAGGGGAAGGGUUUGGGUGAAGCCCUGAGGACUUACACCCUUCCUCUCCAGCGUAAGGCGUGGGACAGCAGGGAUUUGCUGCCUGUGGUUCAGACGAAGGCUGUGACUUCACCCCGCUCUUUUCAUACCACAUUGUAGAGGGAUUGAUGCACCAAUGCCCGCAGCAAUAGAGCCAUCAGCUACCUCACCGGCACGAGACAUAGCCUUGUGUGAGCAGCACCGAGAGACGGGUUUUGAUAUAGUCCAGCCUGUCACUGCCCCUGUUUGCCCACUAUUUUUCUCCCUAACAUGGAGUCAAGUAGAUUUAAUCGUCAGAUCAUUGAGAUGACAGUAGCGCUGGUAAGUUUGGUGUUGUUGGGAUUGGAUUUUUUGCGUGGGGUCACUGAAACUAAAAGGCCUUCUAUAAAUGUAAUUGAAGAUGAA